AUGGAUCUAACUUACAUUCCCGAAGACAUAUCCAGUUGCCCCAAAUUUGGAAAUAAAUCCUGUCCUCCCACCAACAGACCUUUUCACGUCCGUGUGAUGAUGUAUUCAGUCAUGACUGGAGCCAUGGUUAUCACUAUCUUUGGAAACUUGGUUAUAAUGAUUUCCAUAUCACAUUUCAAACAGCUUCACUCUCCCACAAAUUUUCUAAUUCUCUCCAUGGCAACAACGGACUUUCUGCUUGGUUUUGUCAUUAUGCCCUAUAGCAUGGUUCGAUCAGUAGAGAGCUGUUGGUAUUUUGGGGAUGGUUUUUGCAAAUUCCAUGCAAGUUUUGAUAUGAUGUUGAGCCUGACCUCCAUUUUCCAUCUUUGUUCCAUUGCCAUUGAUAGAUUUUAUGCUGUGUGUUAUCCAUUACACUACACAACUACAAUGACCACCUCCAAGAUAAAGAGGUUGCUGGCAUUUUGCUGGUCUGCCCCUGCUCUUUUUUCUUUUACUUUAGUCCUGUCAGAGGCCAAUGUUUCUGGUAUGCAGAGCUAUGAGAUACUAGUUGCUUGUUUUAAUUUCUGUGCACUUACUUUUAACAAGUUUUGGGGAACAAUAUUGUUCACCACAUGUUUCUUUACUCCUGGCUCUAUCAUGGUAGGUAUUUAUGGGAAAAUCUUUGUUGUUUCUAAAAGACAUGCUCGUGUCAUCAGCAACAUGCCUGAAAAUAAAAAGGGGGAGGUAAAAAAAAGCUUAUCAAAGAAAAAGGAUAGAAAAGCAGCCAAAACACUAGGUAUAGUGAUGGGAGUAUUUCUAGCUUGCUGGUUACCUUGUUUUCUUGCUGUUUUGAUUGACCCAUAUCUAGGCUACUCCACUCCCAUAAUAAUACUUGAUGUUUUAGUGUGGCUUGGAUAUUUCAACUCUACAUGCAACCCCCUCAUUCAUGGCUUUUUUUAUCCAUGGUUUCGAAAAGCUCUCAAGCAUAUAGUGUCAGGAAAAAUAUUUAGCUCUAAUUCAGAAACUGCAAAUUUGUUUCUUGAAGCACAUUAA
This is a messenger RNA of Suncus etruscus (white-toothed pygmy shrew), 1032 nucleotides long. Its product is annotated as trace amine-associated receptor 3. Gene Ontology annotation, molecular function: trace-amine receptor activity. Gene Ontology annotation, cellular component: membrane. The transcript has a single exon. Gene Ontology annotation, biological process: G protein-coupled receptor signaling pathway. Lineage: Eukaryota; Metazoa; Chordata; Mammalia; Eulipotyphla; Soricidae. Bases 1 to 1032 code for a protein of 343 amino acids. The record is from RefSeq and is a predicted model, not a curated record.